AUGAACUUCCUAUUUGGGGCUGGAUUACUCUUUCUUCUUAACACCAUUGAGCUGAGUGUUGCGGGCCAGGGCUCCACUCCGAAAAUCAAAGAAAUUGUACUAGGAAGAUGCUACGAGUAUCAAUUGAACACUAUUGGUCCAGAAGCAGAUAACUGGAAAGACUGUAAUGAGAUCUGGGAGGCCUUUCAUCAAGCCUUUGCUUACAAGAAUCCGUGUACCCUAGCAUUCGAUGAUUACCAGCCGUUCUUUGAUGCAACAGGAAUGCAAGAACUUACAAAGGUUAGAAAAACUGACAAGUGUCUUGUUGAAGAAGGGUGGAGCUUCUCUCAGAUAAUGUAUUUUAUUACAGGAGAGUGUAAAUUAAACAAACGUCAUUUCAGUCAAAUCCCUGAUUGUGAUACACUGUUUUGAGUUAGAAAUAUUUGUUAUUUCGGAAACUUUAGAAACAAUCUAAUCAGUUCAGGGACGUUUACACACGGUUUCUAACUGUAUACCGGCGGCAAUAAUAGCUUCGAAACUGGUAAAAUACAAAUAAGAUCUUCGAGUGCGCAAGCCUUGUAUACGGAAUGGCGAACAACAUUUGACGUAAUUAUAUAAACGCAAACUGUGAAAAAAAAAACCAUAAUACCAGGAGCCGGCUCCUGAUAAUACCUAAGGGGACUCAACGAACUACAUGAAAAACGUAAACCGUGAUGAUAAUAACCAAGAGACUAUAAAGGGGACAGAGAGGGUAUCCCCCAUAUACACCCUAUUCCAUAGGUAAUUCGUCUCGAGUUAUUUUUAGAAUCGGGAUAAAGUUAUCUCGCGCGAGGCGUGGAUGUUUCGUGGAGGUUUUGCAUGACCAAACGCCGUGCAAAACAUGUCGGGUGAGAGGCAAUGAAAGCGUAAAAAGAUCGAGAGCAUUCCUGAAUAUUGAAGCGAAAUGAGUCGGCACUCACCUGGGAAAAAGGAAUCGCUGGACUCUUUGACAACCCGUGAAAUCAGUUUAACUCGAAGUUGUCGAGUCGUAACUUCAGUGCUUUAACAAAAUGAGAAAUUUCGCCGGUCUAUUGAAACCGGUCGUUUGUACAAUUUAGGGAGUUUAAGAUCCAACGACGCGGACGAUAACUGGAACGUCAAAAAAAACAAUAGGUUUAAUUAGCAAAACAAUAACUUUGCACGUGCAACACACUUUUUUGUUCAUUUCUUUCCCGUUUUUGCACGACUAAGACGUGAAGAUGCCUAAUUUCGCGUUUUAUGGAGGACGUAAAUAAGCAACGACGAAAUUUCAUUUCUCUUUCUGAACUUGAAUAUGGUCCCUUGAAAUUCAGCUUUAGGAGGGUUCGCCUGCAAUUGAAAAAGUAAGUGGGUAGGAAUAAUCGCUAUAAAGACUGAGAAAAUAAACAUCAAACCAGAAAUUGCUCUCUUCAAACUGUAAAUUAUAAAUGAUCCUGAGAGAAUAUUCAGUGUGUUAGGGAUUUUCCUGCUCUACUGUUAGCUCUAUACAAGAGAGGAAGGGCGAUUCUUUUUUAAUUUCGGUUUCGCUGACACAGCUUUCGCAGAAAUCUCGCUGUAGUCGUUUUCGUCGACAAAAGGAAUAGCAAAAUCGCUCUCCGCGUCUUCCCCCAUUUUGUUCUGUGUCAUUUCGAGAAGGACGCGUGGCUCUCAGCGUGGGUCAUCCACGCAGAAAACACAUUCGCGCUAUGUGAUUGGUUGUUGUCUAAUCCCCUUUGAGAUCUGUGGUGUUAAAUAUAACUCGAGACGAAUUACCUAUGGAAUAGGGUGUAUAUGGGGGAUGCCCUCUCUGUCCCCUUUAUAGUCUCUUGUAAUAACAGGAAAGGCUGAUAAUUAACAAUUAUUGAAUGGUGCGAUCUAGGAAGGUGUUAUCGAGGCAAACACACCUUGAAUCUAAAUAAGGUCAAUCUUAGCCUCGUUUUCACCUGUAACUGUGAAAUGGCGAUUAUUAGGCCAAUCAAAAACGGUGGGGAAACAUUUUUUAGUUAAUAAUAUUGAAAGUUACAGAAAAAGUAUUUUGCAUUCAAAGGAGUAGGGUAAGUAUCGGAAUAAUGAAAACUUUCCCCGCAAUGUUUGUGUGCAAAUAGCACCGGUACAAGAGAACACUUGGCCCAAAAAUAGGAAAAACGUGUCCAUUUCCUGAUCAUGACUGGUAUAGCGAAACACUAAUAAUCGGUUUGAACAAUAUUUCCCAAAUAAACAGCCAUGUUCGAAAACUCCUCAACUCAUUAUCAAGUGUCAGUCUACUCACAGCCGCACUGAUACGAUCUGCAUACUAUUUAAAAACGGGAGGGAGUUGCCGCUGGUUUAAUUCUAUUCAGAGAGAAUAUUAGACUUGCCCUACCCAACGUUGCCCCUUACUGCCUUUCUACGAUUGAGGGGUUACAAGCACAAGUAGUGAGUAAAUCAGCUAACUUUAAGGUCUAAUAACCCGUCGUCGUAACGUCUUGCAUGGUAGCAUGGCUAUGUGACUUGGUUUUCACUUGAAAUCAUGCCAUUUUUCUAUGUUGAAGCCGAUCUUCUUUCUGAAGAAGAUCAGCCUCAAAAUGUAUCCUUGCCUUUCCUUCAGAGUCUGUUCUGGUCUGGUACACAUAAACUUGCGCAUGUCUAUUCUGAUUCCGGUGAUCGAUAUACAACUUUAGAAGAUACCUUGGCCGGGUAAGAAUCAGCUUCAGGUUACUGUUUCUUUUAAUUUAGUGUCACCUGUUUAAAAUAUAACAUUGCAGGACGGCUUUAGGAGUUUUUAGAUUGUUGACAGUCCCCUAUAUUUCCGUAAGAUCGUCCAAAUCGAGGGCUUCGCAUUAUUCUCUUUCCCACCUCCUCGCGAUCGGUACAUAUGAAACGAAGAUGGACGCUCGUACCGAUAAGCACUCGAUCCUUACGAUCUUAAGAAACAACAGGGGACUGUGAACAGUCUAAAUAGUAGUUUUAGGAGCGCUUAUAACUGGAAGGCCAGACCACGAUCCAGUCGAAAAGAAAAUUUCACUAGUAAAUGGGGUCUGUCCCCGCCAGAUCAGUCUAUUCCUAAUAGCAUACACUUCAGUGAUAGCUUUUUAGCCAAAACUCUCAAGGAGAAACCCUAUUUUAUUUUCAAUGAUCGACUUCUAAAAAAGCGCAGGCCUGGGUUCACUCCCCCGAUCAUUUUUCGUUAAGUUAGUUAUAGUAUUUAUAGCUUUAAUGCUAGUGGGGCAGAGCGAAUCCCUGAGAAAAAUAAUUUAAAUCAAACUUAACAGAAUCUCAACGGGCCGGAGAUACUCUGGCAAACCAGCCGGCUCAGUAUUUACAAACGUGGUCGAGGAUUCAAACUCGGGACUACCAAAUCCAGUAGCGGUCAGGGCCGGACUUAAACUGGGGACCUCUGAGUUACAAGUCCAGCGUUCUUAUCGCUCGGUCACCCACCUCCUUACCAGCCUAACCUUCGCUGUCCACGUUAGCUGGCCCACACCAUUGACUGACAGGAAACUGUUGGCCUCCUAAAUUUCAUCGGAGACUCAAGAUGGAUGAUCCAGUAAAACAGAAUACGUAACUGAUUAUUACCAUUUCUUCAUUUGUGUAGAUUACUAUAGCCUAUGUCAGGCUCAACCAUUCAUUUCAACAUCUAGGAGAGUUGGUCACAAGACACUGUCAGACCAACUCAUCCUCUACGUGAGUGUGUUACAUUGUAGGUAAGUAAGAAUUUCGUAAUAAUAAUUACCAAUUAUGUACGUUUUACGUCUAAAACCUCUUGCAGGUAUCUGGCGAAUGGACUGACUUGGUGUGGGAGUGAAAACCUGUCUCCUUCAGACUCCGAUGGGAUUGACUACGAUUCCUGUCCAGAUUGGAGUGAAUGUGAUUAUACGACACCUUUCUGGGGUCUCGCGUCAACGACGGUAAGGUAUCAUCAUGUACUUUUCUCUCAAACUUUUCUCGUAUUUUUCUCUCAAACUUUUUAAGUUAUCGUUUCCUUAACUCUGUGUUUAAUAGCAAUAAUUAACAGUUAAUGAAUGAAGCUGAGUAUCUUAUGAAGAAUUAUGGAGAUCGAGGAGGGUGUUAUUCGUCGAGGCCGUAGGCCGAGGCGGAUAACACCCUCAGAGAUCUCCAUAAUUCUUCAUAUGAUACGAAAGCCGAAUUCAAUAACUGUUUUAUUAUUCAUUCAAAAUAAUUCCUAGUUUAAAAACAUAGUUAAAACAUGCUUGCCUCCAUCGAUCCAUCGAUGUUCGGUUCAUCUUCGAUAGUGUAUGUUUAGGUUUGUCCAGCUCCGCAAAUAUUCUCCAAAUAGCAGAUGUCGCCCUUCGAGUUGUCUUCUUGCUGUUCUGGCCAUGUUUUUAGCUGUUUUUUCGCCUAGUUCUUACUCUUGAAACGAGUGAAAUGUCCGCCAUUUUUUUUAAGUUCACAACCAAAACAACUCAACCUCGUCCCCAGGUCUUCUCGGUUAACGGUCCGUUAACCUGCAAAAACGCUGCAUUUUUGACGCCAUUUCCUCGUUAAAGUCAAAAUUCUUCCAAAUUUGGUCAUCAGUAACUGGUUAUGGUGAAUUAAACGUGUGCUUUUAGCCAAUCAGAAUUGGGGAAAUAUUUUGAAUGAAUAAUAAUAUCUAUUAAUUUGUUCUUCUGUCCCGCCGAUAUUAGCAGUUACUACCUGCGGGUCAGUGUAAUUACUUAAGUUAAAUUCUUGAAAUAAAGUUUUGUUGUUGUUGUCAUCGAACAAGUUUUAACGAGCUUUAUAAGCUCCUGUAGGUGCUACAUAGACACGCAAUGAUACUUUAAAUUUAUAGGCAGCCGCGGGCCAAGUCAUUUAAUUAAUAACUUAAACAAAACUAAAUUCUUCUAUUUGUUUUUUAAAGUUUGCAAGACAUGCUCGAGGAAUUGCUAGAGUACUGCUGAAUGGUUCCAGGGUCGAUUCAAAUGGAAAACCUGUUCCUUACAGAGAAGACAGGUAAUCGUGCCUGCGGCCAAGUAGUUCUUACAAAUCAUGUAGUUGACUAAGCCACGGAACUAGAAGGGAAAGGCGCGGGCAGGGGAAUUUUCCACAUAUUGGAUUCACCUUCCGAAAAAUCAUAAUAAUUAAAAAUUACUGCGAGGCUCAAAAUUCUCAACCUUAAAAUAAUAGCCAAGGUCAUAAAAUUGAAACACCUUUGGAUGUUGACAAACACUGGGGACAAAUGACAUCGAAACGUUCCGAAGAUUCACUUUCGCAAGUCCUACUUUUUAUAAACCUCCUCUGAAUAUAAUCCAAUCGAAAUGGCCUUAAAAAAAACCACUAGGCUUUAGAGGAAUUGGUUAGGUUUUUUCGGUCCAAAUCUUUCCGUUUUUCUUCCUUUAUUACUUUUACCAAGAGAGGGCUUAAAGGAUUACAUACUUUCUUAUGAACAGAACACAAUAAGCCAGAUAAUUACGUUAUCUAUUAUAUUAAUAAUAUAAUAAGGAAUUUCGUUAUUUUAUUUUGUAGCUUCUUUGCCAAAUACGAGCUACCAAAUCUUCAAGUGGACAAAGUUUCUGAACUCAGGAUCGUAGUGGUUCACACAAACGGCCCUACACGGUGAGAAACAGUAAGAAAAUGUGUGCGGAAAAAAAUCGGCCUACAUAAAAACGGCAGAUACACGUCUUUUAAGGUGUAACUAGCAGAUUUUCGUAUCACUUGCAGUACUUACUGGGAUGAUGCGCCAAAUCUUUUAGCCUUACAGGUAUUGCCUUACAGGUACUGCUAGCUGAUGGCUGUUCCUGAAGUAAAAUCGGCAGAAGGGAAUAAAUCAGAAAUGAAGAAAUAAAUAUCAUUACCGACAACUUUUUUGUCUAAAGUAAAUCAAGUUAUUAUAGCUUUUACUCGGUUUUAAGAGAGAAUUCUCUCUUGGUGGUUGUCUGUUUUUGGAUAAUAUUUUUUUUAUGGAUGAAAUAGAGCUAUAGGCCACGUCCAGACCAGUCGUCGAUUUAAUUCGUCAGGAGAACAACUCAAAUUUUUUGACAAGCAUCUCUGGCCUCUUUCAAUAGAGGCAGCACCCGUCUCCUUCUCACGAAAGAUCUGCUUUAUUCUGGCAGUAUAUUUUAUUUUCAUUUAUGGUAUUUUUUGAAAUUCUCAUUUCAGAAAUUAUGCUACUUUUACCAGCUUAAGUUUACGUUGUUACUCAUUUGGCAACAUGUCAUAUAAUGAUAUAAAUUUGAUUUUUUUACAGUUUACGCAAGGGUUGUUACACUGCCUCUAUUAGAAUGCUUAAAAAAGACGCAAGAAAAAGGGGACUUAAAGUAACCUGCUACGACGACCCAAAGUACGUGGUAUCUCAGCUUAAUAUUGAUCUCUAGUUCUCAAAGCUAUCAUCUCAUCACCAGGAGCCUAUAACUCGGAGCCAGCAACUUCAAUGUACUUGUGUCAAAGUGUUUUCUCUGAGUGGUUUAUUUUUAGAACGGUUUUGGCGCGAACUUACAACGUCCCAUCUUUUAUAUUUUAAGUCGCACGAACCAGUCAGCACAAAAUUGGACCUUUUAUUAUCAUGACUUAAGUUUUCCUUUUUUAUUCGUCGUAUGUGCUCAUUCACGGAGUGGGGCUUCCAUUUUCAAGCUGAAAAAGUGCUCCACAAGGUAUCUAAAAAUAUACCGGUUUGUGAAACUUCCGUGACAUAUACCUAGUAUGGGACUUGCUCCCUCCGGGUUAUGGGCUCCUGUCUCAUAAGAUAUGGACCAUAGUAGCAGCUCACAACCUAUGGGCUCCUGGUAAGCAUAGAGAAUAAAAAAAAGGCGGUUGACGAAAUGUCAUAUGAAGUCAAUCAAUCAGUCAAUAUCAAUCAAUAAUUUAUUUACCCACGUUAACGUCAAAGAGCACAAGUGCUCGUUCAAAAUACGAACGUGCAAGUCCGCGAAAGUCAUUAAAAUCAAUCAGCAAGCGAAGAAACCCGAUUCCUGGGUACUGGAGAAAACAGCAACUUUUUGCGGCAAAAGUGUCUAGGAGGCUUCGGGUGAUCUCCUCUUAUGAAUUUAAGGCCAUCAAAAUCAACUUGUAUUUGUCAAAUUAUUUGACAGAGGUUUUGUAGAAUGUAACUGUAAUAAACCCUACUAAGUAAGAAAAUUUCGGGGUACUUACCAUGAGCGAAACGAUGAUUCAUCUCAAUAUUUACAAGGGGUCUACUCACCUUCGUCUCGCCAUUGUAAAUCAGUGCCUCCCAUACAGUUCUACCUCUCAUACGUGUAUUAUAGUAUUUAUCUAUCACCAAGAGCCAUUAAUGUCCCUUUAUGGAUCUUGCUAUAGACCAUAAAGCGCAAGCAGAUAUCAAGCUUUAUAUCAAUAUCUUACCUUUUUGUCUUGCCAGUGACGUGCGCCACAUUUUGUGUACGGACGAUCCUUUCUCUCGUAAAUGCCUUUUUCUCCUCUUUAACUCUAGGAGAUAUUAA
Messenger RNA from Porites lobata, 7352 nucleotides. The record is from the annotation of a GenBank genome assembly. NCBI's taxonomy places the organism in Eukaryota, Metazoa, Cnidaria, Anthozoa, Scleractinia, Poritidae.